Messenger RNA from Girardinichthys multiradiatus, 6258 nucleotides. It is a transcript of the gene ap3d1, whose product is annotated as adaptor related protein complex 3 subunit delta 1. The transcript is spliced from 33 exons. Gene Ontology annotation, biological process: synaptic vesicle membrane organization; Golgi to vacuole transport; anterograde synaptic vesicle transport. NCBI's taxonomy places the organism in Eukaryota, Metazoa, Chordata, Actinopteri, Cyprinodontiformes, Goodeidae. Gene Ontology annotation, cellular component: AP-3 adaptor complex; terminal bouton; endosome membrane. The coding region runs from base 251 to 4000 and encodes 1249 amino acids. The record is from RefSeq and is a predicted model, not a curated record.
CAGCUGACUUUAGACGCCAUUUUGUCAGCCAUUUCCUACACUGAUCCAUUGCCAGCGUCUCUGCACACCUCAGGACGCACCGUCCGGCCUCAGCAGCUUCACCUACCCACCCGGGCUCUGUAGACUGUAGCGGACCGCCAACUCUACUGUACCCGGGUGGAUGAGAGACUAGUCCAGCGGGUCUGUCGGUCGGUCGGCACCCAGAAGGACACUCUCUGCAAGAGAGAAGCGGCACAAGUCACAGGCAGACAUGGCUUUGAAGAUUGUCAAAGGGAGCAUCGAUCGGAUGUUCGAUAAAAAUCUCCAGGAUUUAGUACGUGGCAUUAGGAACCACAAAGAAGAUGAGGCCAAAUACAUCUCCACAUGCAUCGAUGAGAUCAAACAGGAGCUCAAGCAAGACAACAUUGCUGUCAAAGCCAAUGCUGUGUGCAAGCUCACCUACCUUCAGAUGCUGGGCUACGAUGUCAGCUGGGCUGCUUUCAACAUUGUUGAAGUCAUGAGCUCCUCUAAGUUCACAUACAAGAGGAUUGGUUACUUGGCAGCCUCGCAGUGCUUUCACGAGAGCACGGAUGUCAUCAUGCUGACGACCAAUCAGAUCCGAAAGGAUCUCAGUAGUCCCAACCAGUAUGACACAGGUGUAGCUCUAACAGGCCUGUCUUGUUUUGUUACCCCGGAUUUGGCGCGUGAUCUUGCCAAUGACAUCAUGACGCUGAUGUCCCACACUAAACCCUACAUCAGGAAGAAAGCUGUGCUGAUCAUGUAUAAGGUGUUUUUAAAGUACCCAGAAUCUCUACGCCCUGCAUUCCCAAGACUCAAGGAGAAACUGGAGGACCCAGAUCCAGGAGUCCAGUCAGCAGCGGUUAAUGUCAUUUGUGAGCUGGCAAGGAGGAACCCCAAGAACUACCUGUCCCUUGCCCCGCUGUUCUUCAAGCUUAUGACCUCUUCUACCAAUAAUUGGGUUCUCAUUAAGAUCAUCAAACUGUUUGGUGCGCUCACACCUCUGGAGCCAAGGUUGGGGAAAAAGCUGAUUGAACCUCUGACGAACCUAAUCCACAGCACCUCUGCCAUGUCUCUACUGUAUGAGUGUGUCAACACUGUAAUUGCAGUGUUGAUUUCUUUGUCCUCUGGGAUGCCCAACCACAGCGCUAGUAUCCAGCUCUGUGUGCAGAAACUGCGAAUCCUGAUAGAAGACUCGGACCAGAACUUGAAGUACUUGGGCUUGCUGGCCAUGUCAAAGAUCCUGAAGACCCACCCCAAGUCGGUGCAGUCUCAUAAGGACCUCAUCCUGCAGUGUCUGGACGACAAAGAUGAAUCCAUUCGCCUCAGGGCUCUGGACCUGCUCUAUGGCAUGGUCUCUAAGAAGAACUUGAUGGAGAUUGUGAAGAAGCUGAUGCUGCAUGUGGACAAAGCUGAAGGAACCACUUACAGGGAUGAACUGCUCACCAAGAUCAUCGAUAUUUGCAGCCAGAGCAACUACCAGUACAUCACCAACUUUGAAUGGUACAUCAGUAUCCUAGUGGAGCUGACCCGAUUAGAGGGCACACGGCACGGCCACCUCAUUGCCUCUCAGAUGUUGGAUGUUGCCAUUCGGGUCAAAGCCAUCCGAGCAUUCGCUGUCGCUCAGAUGGCCACUUUGCUGGACAACGCCCACCUUUUGACAGGCAACACGCAGCGGAACGGCAUCUGCGAAGUGCUGUAUGCUGCAGCCUGGAUCUGCGGCGAGUUCUCAGAACACCUAGAGAACCCGAUCCAGACAUUAGAGGCCAUGCUGCGGCCCAAGGUGGCCACCCUGCCAGGCCACAUCCAGGCCGUUUAUGUACAGAACGCAGCCAAGCUGUUUGCCACAGUGCUGAAGGGCCAGGAGGGCAACACAGACAGCACAGCUGCACAGGACGCCAGCCAGCUAUUUAUAGACAGGCUGCCGCUGUUUGUGCAGAGCGCCAACCUCGAAGUCCAGGAGAGGGCGUCCUGCAUCCUGCAGCUGGUGAAGUACGUCCAAAAACUUCAACAGAAAGAUGUGGAAGUGGCAGAGGAAGUCAGUGCGCUGUUUGCUGGAGAGCUCAACCCUGUCGCCCCGAAAGCACAGAAGAAAGUACCUGUUCCUGAAGGCCUCGACCUGGAUGCCUGGAUCAAUGAGCCGCCAUCUGAAAGCGAGUCUGAGGACGAGCAGCCCAAGGCAAUUUUCGCAAAGGAGGAGCCAAAACAUUCCCGACCGCGCCACACGGAGGUGGAUGAGAAAGAGCUUGCAAGGAGGAGAGAAGCCAGAAAGCAGGAGCAAGCCAACAAUCCUUUCUACAUCAAGGCUUCCCCAUCCUCUCAAAAGGUGUACCAAGAUGCUCCUGGAGUGGAACACAUUCCAGUUGUGCAGAUUGACCUCAAUGUGCCUCUCAAAGUCCCAGGUCUGCCUAUGUCUGACCAGUAUGUGAAACUGGAGGAAGAGCGCCGUCAGAAAGAGAGAGCAGAGAAGAAGAAGAAGGAAAAGAAGAAGAGGAAAGAAAAACGCAGCGGACGAGGGAAGAAACAUGAUUCGGGUCCGGAGAGCGAAGAGGACAUCGCUCCAGCACACAUGGUGGACAUUGUUACAGAGGAGAUGCCAGAGAAUGCCUUACCCAGUGAUGAUGAUGAAAGAGACCCCAGUGACCCCCACAAAGCUCUGGACAUCGACCUGGACAAGCCGCUUGCAGACAACGAGAAGCUACCAGUCAGAUCACACCGUGCACCUGAGGCCCAGAAAAGCCCAACAGAUGGAGAAACCGAAAAUGCAACUUUGCAGGAACCCAAGAAGAAGAGCAGCAAAGAAAAGAGGGGGAAGAAGAAAGAUAAAGACCGAGAUCGGAAGAAGAGCAAAGAAGAGAAAAAGAAGAAAAAGCACAAACAUGAAGACAAGGAGGAGGAUCUUCUUGGGGGUCAGGCUGAGGAACCUGUGCUCCAAUCAGAAGAAACAAGUCAAGUGGCAGCACCUUCUACAUCUACCACUGCAGAGGUUUCGGACCUGGAUUUCUGGCUCUCAAACGCUCCAGUGCCCUCUAACACCCAGGAAGCAGCAACAGUAGCAGCAGCCCCAGAGCCCUCUGUCACAGCACCCGACUCUGAGCCUGAAGAACCCAAAGACACAGAAAUGGAGGAGAUGAAGUCCUCAAAACACAAGAAGAAGAAACAGAAAAAGGAAAAGGAGGAGAAGGAGAAGGAGAAAAAAAAGAAGAAGCAUCACAAGCAUCACCACCAUAGCGACGGAGGUGGAAAAGAGUCUGUUCAGAACGGCACCGUUGAGGAAGAGGAGCCUCUCCCGCCAAUGUCCAAUUACUGCCUGCUGGCUGAGAACUCCUACAUCAAGAUGGUGUAUGACAUCCAGGGGAACCUGCAAGAUGGCAGCCAGGUGGUUGUGUCUGUUAUAUUUGAAAACAAGUGCAACAGCUUCCUCAAAUCCAUGGAGUUCAACGUCUUGGACUCUCUGAACUCCAAACUGCAGAGGCCAGAAGGCUCAGGUCCGCACGAUGGCCUCGUCGUCCCCUUUCAGCUUCCUCCAGGAGUGUCCAACGAGGCACGAUUUGUCUUCACUGUGCAAAGCAUCGUAAUGCCACAGAAACUGAAGGGAACUCUAACCUUCAUUGUUAAGAAUGAAGACGACUCUACUCACGAGAAACUGGACUUUAAACUGCACUUUACCUGCACCUCCUACCUUAUCACUACUCCUUGUUACAGCGACGCUUUCGCCAAACUGUUGGAAUCGGGAGACCUGCAGAGCAGCUCAGUCCGGCUGGAGGGAGUUAACAUGCCCUUCCACCAUCUUCUGGCCAGGAUCUGCUUUCACCACCAUUUCUCAGUUGUGGAGAGGAUCGACUCCUGUGCCUCCAUGUACAGCAGGUCCAUCCAGGGUCACCACGUUUGUCUGCUGGUCAAAACUUCUGGCCAGACGGUGUCCAUUGAUGCAAAAUGUGACGAGCCGACACUGCUUGGGAAUGUGCUGGAUGAGAUCAAGCAGACCUUCUCUCAGUGCUGAUUGUUUCUGACGGCCCCAGGGUGCCCCCGACCCCUCCAUGCCACCCACUCCCUCAUUAAAGCAACACAAUCACAUUACGAAACACUGCGGCUGGCACCUCCAGCUUCACUCUAUUUAUUAGUCCUCAGAUUUUCAAGGUUUCUUUCUCGUCACCUCCACUCUGGCGCACCCACACUUUGAUUCUUUUCUCCACUCUUAGCUCUGUGGUCACUCACUUGUGUUCUGAGUUGUUUUACAGACUCACUGUCUACUUGCUACGUCUUCUCUGCUUUGCACUUUUAUUUUUACUUCUGUUCUCCAGCUCCUCCUUACACUGGAUUGCCUCAUGUCCUCUGCUCUCCCUGGCCUUACCCCCUCCGCCCUCCUGCUCUGCUGGCGGUUCAUUCUGUGAAAGUCGUGUAAUGUAUCAACUGGAUGUUUGCUGUUGAUGGUUGAAUUGUACUUUUACUGUUUGAGGUUUUAUGUUUUAGUCAGUAGUUUGUUUUUGUUUGACCUAUGGGUUUCUUUUCGUUCUCUUUUGUUUGAAGCCUGUCUGCGCCUUUGUCUCAGCUCCUUACUUUCUGCCUACUGAACAUCAGUGCAGCUCUGCUCUGUGGGCCUGGAGAACAGUGUGACUGACUUUUUUUUUUGUUUGUUUGUUUGUUUCUUUCGGAGCCCUGGCUGGAAAAACUGUAGUACUCUUACUUGGUCCCUCACCUGGUGUGUGAAGACUAAACAUUUGGGCAGCUGCAUUGACGAUAGAGCAAAGAUGAAACCAAAGCUAAAAAACACUAAAAGGCAGGGGGUUUAAAGGUUUAAUAAAAAGCUUUGUCCCUAGUUUCUUAUUGGCAAUGGUCAAAUGAUGUGGUGGCAUUUAAAAAAAUGAAACUUAGUGGUUCAGUGAUUUUUGCUCUGUGCCUUUUCUCCUACAGUCUAUUCAAGCUCCUCAGAAGAAUUUACAUAUCAUUCCUUCCAUAAAUAAAAUAGAAAAAAAAUUGUUUGCGUAGAGUAUAACUAUUCAUCAGGAAGGAGUAUUCUCUGCUAGCAGAUGCCGUUUAGGCUUCCUGUGGUCCAGUAUUAGUUGAUCUCCACCACGAGGAGGCACCUGCUCUGUCUUGCGUUCUUUUCAAAUAUUUCCGCCUGUGCCACUUGAACGUUUGCAUCACGGUUGUUCCACCCAUGUCAGCCGGCACCCAGGUGACAUCCCUGAUGUUUCCCUUGCAUCUUUUCAUUUGCUGUUCAUGUCAUUUAGAAGCAUGAGUUUGUUUGUUUUUUCCCUGCCCCUAAAGACGAAUUUAUCUCCUCUUAGAAAUCUUUCUUGAGUUGUUCUGUUUGAGUCAUUUCUUUUUUGACUGCUUACCCUGUUUAGCAAGAUUAAAAUUAGUCUGUUCAUAUAUGUAGUGGUAAGGCUCCUCCUUUGCAUCAGUCUGCUGUUGUAGAUAAUUAUAAUGAUGUCUGUGACCAACAGGUCAGGUCAGCCAUUCCACUUGAUAUUCAGUCUAGUUUGUAGAGUCUUAAUACAGAGGUGAUCCUUCAUUUUUCAGGAAUGUUAACGGGAAACGAUCAUGUAUGUAUUCCAUGUUCCCGAAAGCAGCCUCAGUGAAUCCAAUAACACCCGUCUCAUCAUUCAUUAUUACGAUCAUUGUUUGCAUAAUAUUAGAUUAAAAUGUGUAUAUUGCAUGAGUAGGAAUGUAUUUUUUUAUUUUUUUGUUCUAUCACAGGACAUGCUUACGCAAACAAAAAAUAUUCUUUCCAUACUGUCCUUUAUUUUUGUUUUUUUCUUUCCUCUAAAAAUAUUUUUUGUUUUCUUGAUCAUCUUCUAUUUUCAAUAGUAUUGUGUUUUUACCUGUUCAGAUGUGAUAUCACUGAAUGUUUUAAAUUAUUAAACACAAGGGAAGGAAGGGUUUGGUGUCAUCACACCAAGGGCACGGGGCUCAGAAGAACAGUUUAGACAUUCACCUGAAGCAGUGUACUGAGAAGCAACCCACUGUCUUAAUUCUCCCUUUGUUGAGUUCAUUGUGAGGUCUUCUACCAUGUUUGGCUUGUGACAUUGAAAUAUACUCUCAAAUGAAAGAUUUUCAAUCGUUAUUUUUUUUUUCUCUUAUCCAUAUUCAGUUAUCAAGCAUUGUACAUUGUCAUGAUGUCAAGAGGACGACAUAAAUUAUAUACUCUCCCUUUAAAGAAAGUCCACCAAAAUUAGAAAUAACUUCUGGGAGAAGCUUCUGUAGUCUUUUUGUGUUACAAAAAAAUAAAUCAAUAAAAACUUGCAUAUUCCAAAA